This is a messenger RNA of Drosophila persimilis, 487 nucleotides long. RefSeq lists its product as uncharacterized. NCBI's taxonomy places the organism in Eukaryota, Metazoa, Arthropoda, Insecta, Diptera, Drosophilidae. The record is from RefSeq and is a predicted model, not a curated record. The coding region runs from base 1 to 459 and encodes 152 amino acids. The transcript has a single exon. Gene Ontology annotation, molecular function: protein dimerization activity.
AUGCAGCCUCGUCUGCCGUCGGAGUGGCUAUCAGAAAUUGGAGCUGAUUUGAGCGAAAAACGCUGCUCUGCUUCUGCUACUGCCAGUGCCACUGCUGCUACGGCGACCUGGGCUCUGACAGUCAGUCUGUGUAAAAACGGCGUGCAAUUCGGAGCCAAGAGCACGGCAGCCCUUGCGAAGUCCACGUAUAUUCCAAACGAGAUGAAGCGCAACCAGAUUUUCAGAGGUGGCUACGUAGAGCAGGGCUUGUCACGCUCUUCUGAGUACCGCAAGGUGAUGAAGCCGCUGCUAGAGCGCAAGCGUCGUGCGCGCAUCAACAACUCCCUGGACGAGCUAAAGAUUAUUAUUUCGGAUCUAGCUCACAUGGUAGGUAGCCUUGGUUCUAGGUCCCAGCCUAGGUGUAAGGAUCCUAGUCUAGAACAGUCCCAGCUGACCAUUCUCCAUUCUUCAACUGCGUAGGAGACCACAGGGCUGAAUAAGCUGGAGA